AUGGGCUAUGGCUCCAGAAGUUCUUCAGUUUUCGGUUCACCGCAGCCGAAAUUGAACGAUAUAGUGACUCAUAGUUUGUCGAAAUUACAAUCGAGACGUCAAAAACGUAGCUGUAAUUCUCAGAUUGUAGGGUACAUACGUAUAAGUGAUCCGAAUCGGAGGGUUUUUAGUGUUUCCGAUUUGAAUUGGGGUCAGACUAGGGUUUGCAAGACGACUAGUCGUGUUGGUAAUAGUAGUAGUAGUAGAAGGGGUAUUUUAGUCAUCCCAAAUGUAGCGUCGGAUAUUAGGAACCAUUCGACCUCGGUGGAAACUCAGGUUAAUGGGAAGACCUCCUUCGAAAGUAUUUAUAUUCAAGGUCGGUUGAAUGUGAAACCUUUGGUGAUAGAGAAGAUUGAGACAGAUCAUGGUGAUGUAGUCAGAGAAGAAGAGUCUAGGGUAGAGGUUAAUGGCUCAAAUGUAAAUGUAAAUAUAGGUAAUUCCAAGGGUUUGAAUGACACCAAGGAUGAGAGAGAGCUGUCUGAUAUUGAAAAGGAAGCCUGGAGCUUGCUUCGGGAUUCAGUUGUUAGUUAUUGUGGGAAUCCAGUGGGAACUCUUGCUGCUACUGAUCCGGCUGACAAGACACCGCUCAAUUACGAUCAGGUCUUCAUUCGAGACUUUGUCCCAUCGGCACUCGCCUUCUUGCUCAAUGGAGAAGCUGAUAUUGUCAAGAAUUUUCUGCUUCACACUUUGCAGUUACAGAGCUGGGAGAAGACGGUUGACUGCCACAGCCCUGGGCAAGGGUUGAUGCCGGCAAGCUUUAAAGUUAAGACUGUACCUCUUGAUGGAAUGAAUGGAGCAUUUGAGGAAGUUUUAGAUCCUGAUUUUGGUGAAUCAGCCAUUGGCCGUGUUGCACCUGUUGAUUCAGGGUUGUGGUGGAUCAUCUUAUUGAGAGCUUAUGGAAAGAUCACUGGUGAUUAUGCAUUACAAGAAAGGGUAGAUUUCCAGACAGGCAUAAGGCUGGUCCUUAAUCUGUGUUUAAAAAAUGGAUUUGACAUGUUUCCUACCCUGUUAGUCACUGAUGGUUCCUGUAUGAUUGAUAGACGGAUGGGUAUUCAUGGACACCCUCUUGAAAUCCAAGCGUUGUUCUAUUCAGCUCUAAGAUGCUCCCGUGAAAUGCUCAUUGUCAAUGAUAGCACAAAAGAUUUGGUGGCUGCAAUCAAUAACAGACUUAGUGCACUCUCAUUUCAUAUGAGAGAAUAUUAUUGGGUGGAUAUGAAGAAGAUCAACGAGAUUUAUCGUUACAAGACAGAGGAAUAUUCUACAGAUGCUGUCAACAAGUUCAAUAUCUAUCCAGAUCAAAUUCCAUCCUGGUUAGUUGAUUGGAUUCCUGAGGAAGGUGGUUACCUCAUUGGCAAUCUACAACCUGCUCAUAUGGAUUUUAGGUUCUUCACUCUUGGAAAUCUUUGGUCUAUUGUAUCAUCUCUGGGUACCCACAAACAGAAUGAGGGUAUUUUAAAUUUGAUUGAAGCCAAAUGGGAUGAUUUCGUGGCUCAAAUGCCCCUUAAAAUUUGUUACCCUGCUCUGGAGUAUGAAGAAUGGCGAAUAAUUACUGGUGGUGACCCAAAGAAUACGCCAUGGUCAUAUCAUAAUGGUGGGUCUUGGCCAACACUCCUAUGGCAGUUCACCUUGGCUUGCAUCAAGAUGGGGAGGACCGAGUUAGCACAAAAGGCAGUUGAUUUGGCAGAGAAGAGGCUUUCUGCGGAUCAUUGGCCUGAAUAUUACGACACUAAAAGUGGGAGAUUUAUAGGCAAGCAAUCCCGGCUUUUCCAGACUUGGACGAUUGCUGGUUACCUAACCUCAAAGAUGCUGUUGGAGAACCCUGAGAAGGCAUCAUUGUUGUUGUGGGAGGAGGAUUAUGAACUUCUGGAGACUUGUGUGUGUGCACUCACCAAAACCGGUCGAAAGAAGUGUUCGCGCUUGGCUGCAAAAUCUCAGAUUGCGGUUUAG
Prunus armeniaca (apricot) is the source of this 1986-nucleotide messenger RNA. NCBI's taxonomy places the organism in Eukaryota, Viridiplantae, Streptophyta, Magnoliopsida, Rosales, Rosaceae. The record is from the annotation of a GenBank genome assembly.